Molecule: messenger RNA, 1534 nt
Organism: Opisthorchis viverrini
Lineage: Eukaryota; Metazoa; Platyhelminthes; Trematoda; Opisthorchiida; Opisthorchiidae
Exons: 11
Coding region: 1-1431 (476 amino acids)
Cellular component (GO): cAMP-dependent protein kinase complex
Molecular function (GO): protein kinase A regulatory subunit binding
Source: RefSeq, a predicted model, not a curated record
AUGCUCAAUAAAAAGACUCACGGUUUGGCAGGGCAAUCCCGCAAACAAACCAUACCACCGGUAACCCGCGCAGAACGAACUUUGACAAUGUACAACAGUUAUUACACGGUCAAACCAUGUCAAAAUAAAUUCCUCCAGAGCAGAUUGGAUGAUAAGGUUAGAGAAAUACACAAAAAGGCCCUGGAAAACAUGAAACCUGUCGUGGACACAAAGGCUCCAAAGACGUUUCAGCUGAUAAGGAAGGAGAUGGAAGUAUCAUCAUUUGAUAAACAGAAUUCAGCUCGAAUCGAAUCGGACAAUAAGCGCUUGAGGCAGCGGUUAGGAUAUAUUUACACUCAUCCUGGAAAGGUCGACAAUCAUAAUGAAUACAAAAUCAAAAGUCUCAACGCACCAAAGAAACGACAGGAAGUUGAACGUCUUAGGGUUGAAAAUGCAGAGUUUAAAAGACGGUUGAAGGAAAGGACCAAACCACGCAAUGAAAGAAAGUGGGAAUCUGACUGGGUUGAAACGCUUAGCUAUAUGAACAACGCAUCAAGAUAUCCUUUAUGUUUGGUUCGAAAGGCGAGGAGUCAAGAUGGAGUUCCGGAAUCUGAAGGUCCUCGAGCCAACAUGAUUCGACCGUUCGUAGAGACCGUUGGAGACGAAGCUUUGAAGCAGGUUUCUGAUGUAGAUCCAAAUCGAAUGAUCAUUGAUUUUGCUGAUCCACUUUUGAAAGAAGAUCCUCACUACUGUGAACUCAAACGACAAGGUCCGCGAGAAGAUGUUCCGGAAGGUGUACGGGGAUUUGUGGCAUCCGUUAUACAAACCGCUUUGCAUCGUGUUUACGAAUAUGACCUUUCAAAAGAAUCUAAAGUCAAGCCGAUCAGAGUUUCUGACAAUGAUGAAUUCCUGCCAAAGUCAAAAAAGCCUGUGGAGCUAGUCGAGACACCAGAACACGGCGGGCUGAAAAGCCCUUUCGUGAAUGACGAAUCUUCCGUUGUCAACUGUGAGAAAACAGGAAAACAUCCGAUUGUACUGGACACCGAACCGAACCUCACUCCGAACAUCAAAUGGCCAACCAUAGGAGAGUUCAACCCGGAAUUAGGACUGAAACGAAUCGAAGAAUAUAUCCAGGGCUGGCAACUGGAUGAAAGUUGGCUACACUGUACGGAUAUAUUGUCCGAAGAGGAUACACCUUAUGACGUACUAUAUCGAUACCGCGUCCGAUGGAGUGUUCCGACUAGGCGCGCACCCAUUCCACAAGCAACAGCUUCAAUAUACUUCACGAUAAAAGUAUCAAAAAUCAAACCAAAGAUGCAAGAUGUUGAUGUGUACUACCAAGUGGAAACAUUCCGGACAAAGCACAAACCCGGAGAGACCAGAUUCUGUGAACAAUGGUUACGGGGUGUGAUCGACAGUAAAUUACGUCUAAUGCCGUAUGUGACUUUUUGAUCAAAGAUCACGAGCGCCCUCAUGAGGCUAGCAAACACAGCCAUAUGGAUGCAAAUCGAAGAUACAUUACCGUCCUUCUCGUGAUAGAGUACGAACAGAAAUA